Heterobasidion irregulare TC 32-1 is the source of this 3855-nucleotide messenger RNA. RefSeq lists its product as uncharacterized. Gene Ontology annotation, biological process: sister chromatid cohesion. The transcript has 13 exons. The coding region runs from base 1 to 3855 and encodes 1284 amino acids. Gene Ontology annotation, molecular function: chromatin binding. The record is from RefSeq and is a predicted model, not a curated record. Gene Ontology annotation, cellular component: chromatin; nucleus; cohesin complex. NCBI's taxonomy places the organism in Eukaryota, Fungi, Basidiomycota, Agaricomycetes, Russulales, Bondarzewiaceae.
AUGUCUGAAUCGGAAUCAACACCAGGCCCACGACGCUCUCAACGAGAGAGAAAGCAGGCGAAGCCCUUUGUCUCUGGUUCCCAACAGAAGAGGAAACUCAAUGAAGUGGACUCUGGGGAUGAAAAUGAACGCCUCAGUGAUUUAGACGAGCAUGAUGAGCCCCAAGAUGAAGAGGAGGAGUAUAGUGCACCGAGGCCAAAACCAAAGGCCGCACCAGUGGCAGGGAGAGGGAGGGGGAGGCCGAAAGGAUCAGGGUCAACAGUGAAACGUCCGCCCAAGGCAAGACCCACUGUUCCAAAAAAACCCACUGCAACGCAACGCAAGGGUAAGAAGGGACAAUCUGCAUUUGAUGCCUCCGGCGCAGAAAAAGUCGCGAGAGAUACUCAAAUCACCAACGACAAUGCUCUGUUCAAUGCAAUCAUGAAUCCGUCUGCAGCCUUGCAGUCUACAGUAGAAGAUUUCUUGGAAUCGCUGUCAGAAACUCCAGGUCCAGCACAAGCGGAACUGGUCAACAACAUUCUGCGAUGUUGUGGGUCCAACGACACAGUGAAUGCUGACGAAGCUAUCGACUACGACGGUGUAGUUGAUGCCCUCGACAAUUUUACUGAAGCACUGAAGCAGACAUGGAUCGUCGCUAUGUCAUCUUCUCAGCUACGUAGCUUUCGGCACACGGCUACAGUCCUCGCCUUAGAGGUAGAAACAGCUCUUUGCGAUGUCGCUGCCGCCGUCGAAAAGGAGGCAGAGGUUAUCGGAAGGCAGCGAGAGGGUGAGAGGAAGCGUAAGGCUGGUAACAAGAGCAAAGUCAGCAAUGGACGGGAUAAAGAGUUGGAAGGCAAAGAGAAAGAAGUGAAGAAUCGGAGGACAACAUUGGCGGAAUAUCUGAAGGAAUUCGUGGACGGUGUUUUUGUUCACCGGUAUCGCGAUCUCGACCCUGCGAUUCGCGCCGAAUGUGUGCGUGCAAUAGGCCUAUGGUUCAUCAAGUAUCCCGACCACUUUUUGGAUGGGUCUUACCUGCGCUAUGUUGGGUGGGUGCUCUCAGAUGCCAAUACUCAAGUGCGCCUUGACGCUGUCAAGUCGUUAUCCGGAGUCUAUAAGAAGGCGGACUACAUCAGUUCUCUCCAGCAUUUCACAGAUCGCUUCAAGCCACGCCUAGUUGAGAUGGCGACAGGCGACACUGAGCUCGCUGUGAGGGUUGCUGUCAUUCAAGUCCUUGGCGCAAUUGAUGAGCAUGGCCUCUUAGAAGAUGAGCAACGCGACGCGCUUUGUCUGCUUGUCUUCGAUGAAGAGUUCAAGGUCCGUCGCGCUGUCAGUGGGUUCGUUCGAGGUGUAUGGGAGGAUAUGGUGGAGGAGCUGCUAGUUGCAAAGAAGGCCAGUGAGCAAGAGAAACAGAGGGUGGGUGUCAAAGCUCUAGGGGCGCUUUUGAUAAACCUGGGAAAAACGUUGGAUAAAGUCGAUAUCGCAAGCAAGGAGGAGGAGGACAACGAAGAAGUCGCCGAGAGCAGUACUCAACCAAGAAGAGUAAAGGAAGUUGCGUCUCUUGUAGGCGCAGAGCAGAGGGGCCGUACAGCAUUGGCCGUGGAGGCGCUUUGGGACCAGGUGCAGCCCGUCAGUGAUUGGGAAGCAUUGCUAGAUGUUUUGCUGUUAGAUCAUUCGGCUUCCGGUGACGAUGAAGCUGAGGUUCCUCGAGGACGCAGAUCAAAGGGUAAACAGGCUGCUUCAGAAGUCAGCAUCGACGAGGCGUGGCGGCUGGAGGAGGCAGAAGAAGCUGUACUUCUCGAAGUGUUGGUCGCUGCUCUGCGAAAGGCUAAACUUGACGCUUCAAGUGGUAAGAAGGGAGAAGAGGAGACGACAUCGGUUAAUAUCACACGUGCUUUGAUCAAGGGGCUUCCACGAUUGUUCGCGAAACAUCAAACUGACGAAAUCAGGAUUACUGAAGUUCUUUUAAUACCCCAACUGAUGCACCUCGACUUGUAUCUCGAAAUGCGGAUGAUUCCUGCAUACGCAAGCCUCUGGGAUGACGUUAUCAAGCAGUUCUCUUCGCACUCCUCGCCGACCGUUCUCUCCCAUGCGGUUGCUACAAUUCGGCAUCUCAUGGAUGCUACCAGUCUUUCAAAUACCAACAGCACCAAAAUUCUUGAGUUAGAGGACGAACUAGCUCAAUCUCUACGAGACGCUGUUGCGGGUCGAGACGAGCUCGAGAUUGCUUCAUUCUCCGAAGAUGAGGUUUUGCUCUUGGGUGCUAUUUGUGCCCGCUUGACUGCAUUAGCCGGAACACGGGACAUGACUUCCUGGAUGGAAGAGGACGAGGGUGGCAAACAAAGUAGCGCUUGGGAUAUCAUGAUUGACCAUGGAGUCAAUCUACUGACGCUGCACAUAAUCUGGAAAGCUAGACGACUGCCAACGGAGGCACAACCCUCAGCAGAGGAACUGCGAUUCCGCGAAUCAUUUCGGGAGGAGCGUGAAUCUCUCCUCGAAAAACUCGUGGAAUAUGCUGUUGGUUCUCAAUCAAACACAGCAGAUGGUGUGCGGCGAGCAGCAGAGGAACCAUCAGGAUCUGCAUUAGCCACUUCGAUGCUUUCAUUGGUACUCGACGACGAAGUCCAGUAUCGUUGCGCGGGCUUCGUACAAGCGGAGAUCGAGCGCUACGCUGACGAGCUGGUUGAAAACAACCAAGCAGAAAACGACAAUGAGAACAGUUCCACCACCAACACAAAUUCGCGUUCUCAGCUUGAACGAGAAUAUGUUUUCAUUGGCGUUGUGUCAACAUUCUUGCGAGUGAUCCGCGUUGGAGCAGUCCACGUCCAUCAUAGCGCUGUCCUCCUGGUUCACUACGGUCGGCUGGGCCCUGCCUUUGACUUAUGCUCCAAGGUCAUCGUCGAAGUCUUACGAGAGGAAGGGAUGUACAAUGGUCACGGGGAUGCUGUUGUGACUGUUAUUUCACAAGCUCUUCGAGAGUCGUUUACUCUCGUGCUUGAAGGCGUUGUCCCAAAUGAAGCAACCUCCGUGUCACUUGGAAAGCUGUUGGCUUCGUGUCUACUGAUUCGUGGGGCUCAGCUGUCUGUGGUUCGUCGAUUGGACAGCGAACAUGUCAUCAAGAUCCACACCGAGUUAUUGACAUGGAUCGGCAAGCGCCUUGCUGCGUACGAAAAUAACAAGAACAAGAAGGGCCGAAAAACGGCGGUUCUGUUUUUCAAAGUUCUACAGCCUCUUCUAGCGCCAGUCGACAACCGAGAUGCGUUAAAGAUGCUCGACAGCAAAGCACACAUGGACCAGAUGCUCGCUCAAGCGAAAGUGGAAAUCUCUGCCACGUCGCCCAUUUGGGAACCCCAACGUGCUUACGAAAAACGGCUGAGCACAGCGAUGUCGAAGACUAAAGCUCCAGGGAAAAGUCGCAGAUCACAACAGAGGUCAAAGGAGGUACUCACCACCGACGAUGAGCAAGGCAAUAUAAGCGAUGGGAACGAAACAGUUGAAGAAGUGCCCUUCCAACAGCGGCCUGCCGAGCUGGAGUAUGCCUUGGGGCAAAGCGAUGACGAGCUGACACAAGAGGACGCUGCAACUCCGAACGAGGUCGAAUCCUCGUUGUCCCCUCUAGACACCGUGCGGUCUAUAUCCGAACGCCCAGUCAAUCCGCUGGAGGACGAUGAGGAUGAAGGUAAUGCGCCUGUCACACCCAAGGCUUCGCGAAAGCGGCCACGGAGCGAGGACGACGAGCCAAAGGCAAAUCAAGCGCUGGAGAAGAGCUCGACUGCCAUAGAUUCCAGUCGGCCUGCACUAUCUCCUGUUGAGCGACCUGUUUCCCGAGCCAGUUCCACCGGAGAGAUACGUAUCACAAGGAAGAGAGCCCGUCACUGA